Messenger RNA from Cyphomyrmex costatus, 931 nucleotides. RefSeq names its product Small ubiquitin like modifier. The transcript has 5 exons. Gene Ontology annotation, molecular function: protein binding. The record is from RefSeq and is a predicted model, not a curated record. Lineage: Eukaryota; Metazoa; Arthropoda; Insecta; Hymenoptera; Formicidae. Bases 162 to 455 code for a protein of 97 amino acids.
CGUUACAGUCCUUCGUUCGCUGUCGUUUGCUCCUAGCACAAGAAGUUGGAAUAUCUAGACUGUGGAAACUGACAAAAACUCGGCGCCAUAUUGCAAUCUUGUGUUUGGUUAGCGUUUUCUGGCGCGUGGUGAAGAAGUUUGUUGUAAUUUAAUUGAUAACGAUGUCCGACAAUCAGGAACAAAAACCCGAAGCCGGCCCAGGCGACGCAAAUUCAGAGUACAUCAAACUCAAAGUCGUUGGAAAUGACAGCAACGAGAUUCACUUUAGGGUAAAGAUGACCACUCAAAUGGGCAAGCUAAAGAAGUCCUACAGUGAUCGUGUGGGUGUACCUAUGACGUCACUUAGGUUUCUCUUUGAUGGUAAAAGAAUCAACGAUGACGAAACACCAAAGCAGCUGGAAAUGGAAAAUGAUGAUGUCAUUGAAGUUUAUCAAGAACAAACAGGUGGUCGUUAACUAAGGAGAGACGGAGGAUCAUUUCGUUCUAAUAUUUUAUAAAGUGGAAGUGACUCUUAUAAGAAAAAAAUGGACAAGUUUAUAAGUAUGCUUAUGUACACACUUACACACUUAUACAUACAUACACACAAUACACAUAUACGGAUGUUUAAAUAAGAUGUAAUUUCCUGAUUUCACAUACGAUAUUGUAAAAUGUGUUGUCUUACAUUCCUGUACCGAGGCGAAUAAUCUGGAGCGAUUAGAUUACAAAUCCUCGGAUCAUUUUGUAAAACACAUGUGCGGACAGUCACAUGUCAACAUUGCAUGUUGUAUGGUGUCUGUUUUCGUAUGUCAUCAGGACAAUUUUCAGAAAUAGAAUAAUUGAAUUGUGCGCCAAUAUAAAUGCGUUUGACAUUUGUAAACUCCUUGUCUUUAAAAUUACUCCUGAAAAUCUCGUGUUUUUCUUUAUGCUAAUUUCUUACUUAAAUCUCUUUCUC